Molecule: messenger RNA, 1148 nt
Organism: Lolium perenne
Lineage: Eukaryota; Viridiplantae; Streptophyta; Magnoliopsida; Poales; Poaceae
Biological process (GO): protein monoubiquitination; interstrand cross-link repair
Cellular component (GO): Fanconi anaemia nuclear complex; nucleus
Molecular function (GO): ubiquitin protein ligase activity
Source: RefSeq, a predicted model, not a curated record
UAGGCCGCGGAGAGCGAACUAUAUGGAAAAAGAAAAACAAAACAAGCAGCAGCGAGCAGAAGCAGCGGGCGCGAGGCGGCGGCGGUUGGCCCUGUGGAGCCAUGGUGCUGCACGCCACUCUCUCACGCGACGCCGGGAGCCACUCAGAUCUUCCGCAGGACGGCCAGGAGGAAGCCGGGCCGCCGCGCCCGCGGAGGCCGACCGCGUUCUACAGCUCCGUGUUCGCGCAGAUUGAAGAAGUUGGGUGGGGGCGGCUGGCGAGCGCCGCGGGCGACGACGGCGUGUCCUGCCUUGCCUUCCGCGUCGUGGAUGAACAUGGACGGCAACAUUUACUGGAGAUCACACUGCCCAUGAACUACCCAGCAUGUCCUCCUUCAAUCGCAGCGGAUGUUCCUUAUCUCCCUAAAUUACAGUGGUCAAAAAGCUCGAGACUCAAGGAUGUUGUCGGUCAGUUCCAAGAGCACCUGAAGGUAUUGCAAGAUUACUGGUCUACAAUGGAUGACAUCGAUAUGGCCCUUUGGGUUGUUGAUCCGACAAAGCCAGCAUAUGCUAUGUCUCAUCGUCGUAUAGCUUUGGGUGAUGAUUGCUAUAUUUUACUAAAUGUUGAUGCGCAGAAGCCCAGCUCCUUACCAGAGUGCCGCUUCCUGGGCACAGAUGGGAAACUGGAGAGGCUGAUAAAGAAUUGGAGAAAAUAUCGCAAUAGAUGGAGUGCAGACAAAAAGUUCCAUGAAAACCUGGCAACCGUCUUAGAUUUCGCACUGCCGCAACCCCCUUCUAUCAACAUCAAAGAUGAUCAGCAAGCUGAUUGUGGAAUAUGUUAUGCCACACAUCUGCCAACUGAUGAUGAACUUGGGACUCAAAGUGGAUGUGCGACGGACUACACAUGUGAAAACUCCAGCUGUAGCAGAGCUUUCCAUUCUGUAUGUUUGAGAGAUUGGUUGCGAGCAAUUACUACGACGAGGCAGUCAUUCGAUGUUCUGUUCGGGAACUGCCCUUAUUGCAGUGAGGCUGUUGCUGUGAAGAUAACUGACCGCUAACUUGGCCUCAUGUUUGUUUACAAAAUGAGACACCGAGAUUAUCUCAAUGUUAACAAGUGAUUGAUCUGACCGUGACCUAUAUUAUAAAAAAAAACUUGUGUUCGCACUUAA